GUAGUAUACCAGCUUGUACCGAGUACCGCAGGAAGUUGUAGACUGUGGGAGCAGAGCGCAGUGCGCAACCAAAUGGGCCGUGGUCUCUAACUCAUAACGAAUGGGCCGCCUCCUACUGCUGCUGUCGCUCGCGCCCCGGACCGUCGGAGGGUUCCAGCCGAUGCGUGUGCGAGAGGCGCCCCGCGCCGCCGUCGUCGCGCGCGGCAUCCCGAAGAUGUUUCGUUGGCUCACGGACCAGUACCCGGCGAUCAUGGAGCGCAUGGCCGACGGCCUGCCGGCGCAGCAGAAAAAGUCGGACGUCGACGACCUGUACCUCGACAUGAACGGCAUCAUCCACAUGUGCACGCACGGCAACGACCCCGAGAUCGCGGAGACCAGCGCGCGCGACCAGCUCGUGCGCAUCUUCGCCUUCACGGACAAGGUCUGCAAGAUCGUCGCCCCCAAGCGCACGAUCGUCCUCGCCGUCGACGGCGUCGCGCCGCGCGCGAAGAUGAACCAGCAGCGGAGCCGCCGGUUCCGCUCGGCGAAGGAGCGCGAGGAGCUGCGCGCGGAACUCGUCGCGGCCGGCCGCGACGUGCCGGCCGACGCCGACGCUUUCGACUCGAACUGCAUCACGCCCGGCACGGCGUUCAUGGCCCAGCUCGGCGAGGCCUUCGAGGCGUGGCUCGCGCACAAGGGCGCCAACGACCCGUUCUACGAGUCGGUGGAAAUCGUGUUUUCGGGCCCCGACGUCGCGGGCGAGGGCGAGCACAAGGUCAUGGACUUUAUUCGGGCGCGGCAGAAGACGGAAACGCGGGGCUCGGCGAAGCACUGUUUCUACGGCUUGGACGCGGACCUGAUCAUGCUCGGGCUCGUGACGCACGAACCGAAAUUUCUCUUGUUGAGGGAGAAGAUGUCCGUGCGGCACGCGCGGCGGGGGCGGAAGCCCAAGGAUCCGCUGGAGUACACGCGGUACGACUUCGAACUGCUCGAGGUGGGCUUGCUGCGGGACAUGCUGCGACUGCAGUUCGACGAGGACCGGGACGUCGAGCGGCUCGUCGACGACUUCGUGUGCCUGUGCAUGCUGGUCGGCAACGACUUCCUGCCGAACGUGCCGCACCUGGAGAUCGCGGACGGGUCCCUGGACCUGAUGAUGUCGACGUACAAGGAGCUGCGCCCGGCGCUGGGCGGCUUCGUGUCCCGUAAAGAAGCGAUCCACCUGCCGCGCCUCGAACUUGUGUUUCGGAGCCUCGCGGCCUUUGAACCGCAGUACUUCGCCCGGCGGGGGCUGCAGGAGCAGAACGAGGCCUACCAGUCCCGGGACUACGCGGACGCGUACUACGCGGCCAAGUUCGGCAUCGCGCCGGGCGACGCCGGGGCGCGGCGCCGCGUCGUCCGCGACUACGUCCUGGGCCUCCACUGGUGCCUGCGCUACUACCACGGGGGCUGCCGGAGCUGGGACUGGUUCUACCCGCACCUCUACGCGCCGCUCGCCUCGGACGUGGUCGACCUGGCGGACCUCGCGCUCGAGUUCCCCUCGUCGUCCUCGAGGCCGGUGCCCCCGCUCGUCCAACUCAUGUCCGUGCUGCCGGCGCAGUCCUCCCGGCUCCUGCCGGAACCCUACGCCGCGCUGAUGACUUCGCCGGCGUCGCCGCUGCGGGAGUUCUACCCCGCGGACUUCGAGGUCGAUCCGAACGGCAAGGCCCAGCCCUGGGAGGCGGUGGUCCUCAUCCCGUUCAUCGACGAGGCCCUGAUGGCGCAGACGCUCGCGGCCGUCGACCACGCGCGCGCAUUGACGCCCGCGGAGCGGCGCCGGAACCGGGCGCGCGCGUCGCCGUGGACGUCGGGCGGCGGGUAGGGUGUGUGUCCUCCUUGUUUUUUUGGGGGGCGCCGGCCGUGAAUCAACCUAGGUAGCCUGAGCACAUGCGGCACAUGUGGGGGGUCCACAUUUUGCUUCUAAAGGACACGAGACGCGGGG
Pelagomonas calceolata is the source of this 1957-nucleotide messenger RNA. The record is from the annotation of a GenBank genome assembly. NCBI's taxonomy places the organism in Eukaryota, Pelagophyceae, Pelagomonadales, Pelagomonadaceae.